Molecule: messenger RNA, 209 nt
Organism: Acaulospora morrowiae
Lineage: Eukaryota; Fungi; Glomeromycota; Glomeromycetes; Diversisporales; Acaulosporaceae
Source: the annotation of a GenBank genome assembly
AUGUUUCGCAAUCUCCAGUAAAUUCUAAUGAUACUCCAAAACAGAUAGUGCAACAAUGUGAUGAGUCAGAGACUCGUAGCUAUGCCACUGAUACCCCAGUAUCUGAUAUAACCGAUAAUACUUUAAAUUCUAAUGAUACCUAUAAGAAGUCUAACACAUCUAGCCACGAAGUGUCUGCCUCUGGCAAUUCUAAUAUAUACCAGGAUUCG